Vombatus ursinus (common wombat) is the source of this 1000-nucleotide messenger RNA. It is a transcript of the gene CIMIP4, whose product is annotated as testis expressed 33. Bases 1 to 999 code for a protein of 332 amino acids. The record is from RefSeq and is a predicted model, not a curated record. NCBI's taxonomy places the organism in Eukaryota, Metazoa, Chordata, Mammalia, Diprotodontia, Vombatidae. The transcript has 7 exons.
AUGGUGAUCACAACCGUGCUGGGCUUGUGGCAGCCUAAAAGGAGAAAGGAUUUGGAUCUGGAUCUACAUGACACAGAGAAAAAAGGAGCAGGCCACACCACAGAUGUGGCCCAUGGAUCCAGGCCUCCAACAAACAGCCAGAGAUUAUCCCAGAAAGACAAUGGCCGUCAGUCCCGGAGAGGACCCAAGACUCCUUUGGACCAAUCCCAUUCCAAGAACCAGUCACCAUCCCCUCUGGGAACUCCCCCAACUAGAGACAUCAUCGAGAAAAGUGGUAACCGGCUGCGGACAACUCAUUCUGGGGAACCAAGGUUGAACACUGGGUCAUCUGAUGGGAGGGAUAUCCCCAGUCGGGGGACAGUCACCCCCAGGAAACAUGGGUCAAGAGGCUCCUCUCGGUCAAGCCGGAUGAGCUCAAGAGAGGAGGUGCAUUCUUCCAAGGGAGCAGAGGAUUGCAGGGUACCUAAGGCUGAAGGGAAUGACAACUCUGGUACUGAGUGCCAGUCUGGUAUGGUUGGCAAAAGUGUCAGCUGCAUCCCCAACAAUAUCCGGCACAAGUUUGGGAGCAACACAGUGGAUCAGCUGGUGACUGAGGAGCAGGCUCGAAGGGCCAUAUAUGAAGUGAUUGAGGGACAGAAGCGGGUGAGCAGCCGUGUGAGCAAGCCUCGAAGUUCGAUGGAAUCCUCAGCGUUCGCGGAUUAUUAUGAGCUGGGAUACAAUAUGAGAUCCAACAUAUUCCAAGGGGUUUUGACAGGGCCCCCCAUGGAGAUAAAGAGCUUAAUGAAGGACUCCUACACUGCGGAUGUGAUUGAGAGAGCUGUGAGGGACCCCCAGCAUUGGUAUGGGAGGAAGACAGAUGACCUUGGGCGGUGGCAUCAGAAGAAUGCCUUAGACCUGAAUCUGCAGAAGGCUUUGGACCAGAAAAUUGGAGAAAGGAGCAAAAACUUGAAGCAGGAAGUUUUAAGAAAAGGGCAUGCUCUCCCUCCUAGAAGGAGUUAAU